This is a messenger RNA of Corythoichthys intestinalis (scribbled pipefish), 5095 nucleotides long. Its product is annotated as cytoplasmic polyadenylation element-binding protein 4-like. Lineage: Eukaryota; Metazoa; Chordata; Actinopteri; Syngnathiformes; Syngnathidae. The record is from RefSeq and is a predicted model, not a curated record. Gene Ontology annotation, cellular component: nucleus; synapse; cytoplasm. Gene Ontology annotation, biological process: negative regulation of cytoplasmic translation. Gene Ontology annotation, molecular function: translation factor activity, RNA binding; ribosome binding; mRNA 3'-UTR binding. The transcript has 12 exons. The coding region runs from base 211 to 2451 and encodes 746 amino acids.
GUCGGAAGUGUCCACCGACUGGCUCAGCUGUCAUCUAGAUGAAAGGAGAAACCAUUUACACCGGCCGUGGGGAUAUGCAGAAAAAGGAAAAACGCAGAAAUAUGGCAACAUCAAAACGAUAAGGUCAUGACGUCGAACUGAAGGUUUGAAAAAAAAAAAAAAAAAGUCGGUGAAAGCCAAAACCUACUGAUAAUUUACUGGGUGUCCUAAAUGGGGGACUACGGGUUUGGUGUUCUGGUGAAGAACAGCAGUAGUAACAAACCUGCUUUUCCUGUGAGAAUCCCUCCUCACCUCCAACCCCAGCACCCUCACCACCCCUCCAACCCCCCGAGCCCCCCUUCCUUCGUAAACAACACCUGCUCCACCAAUGGGGGCAGUGCUUGGCUGUUCCCUGCAGUAGCCCAACACAGUAACAUGCAAGAUGAGAUUCUGGAGUCGGACAAGUCUAAGGCUUUAGACCUCCAGGAAAUGCAGGAAAAGUCUCAGGUCCAGGCCCAGCCGCAGGCCCUCUCUCCAGGCCAGCAGGAGGCCAGCACUUCUUUAGGAGAGCUGGAGGGAGUUCUUCCUGAAGACAACAUAAUAGAAAAAGGUUCUCUGGAGAUCAGUGGUGGGAAGGAAAAGCUAAGAAUGGAGUCCCCAGUGCUCAGUGGGUUUGACUACCAGGACACCCUGGGAAUGGGUACAGCCGGAUGCACUCAGUCCCCCCCUUCUUCACUGACGAGCUUCAACAACUGGUCCCCUGCUGUACCAUCUACCCAGUCUCCUGUGGUAGGUGAUGACGUGGGGGGCUUUUUCGGUCCCGCUGGCUCCAAUGGCAGUGCACCUCCCCUGCUGUUCCAGAGCUUCUCCCACCACGCCGGGCCUGGCUUUGGUGCAGGUGGCAAUUUCUCUCCACAGAUUGGACCCGUCUCCCAGCAUCACCCCCCAACACCUCACCCCCAGCCCUAUCAUCCUCACGGCCAGGGGAUUCCACCGCAGCACCGGCGCUCCCCAGCAAGCCCUCACCCACCUCAGCCAUCUUUCCCUCCGCAUGCUCACCGGACCGGAGGCUUCCCCCAGCUGCCCCACCUCACUCCUGCCCAGAGCAAACACCCUUCGCCGUGGGGAAACUACCAGAGCCCCUCCACACCUACAUCAACCACCUGGAGCCCUGGAGGAUAUGGAGGCUGGGGGGGCACACAUGGGGUUCGGGAUUACCGACGUGGUGUAGGUGGAGGAAUGACUGGUCUAAACUCUAUCUCUCCAUUGAAGAAGUCCUUCCCCAAUAGUCAGGUUCCUUCCCAGAAAUUUCCUCGAAAUAGCUCUGGCUUCAAUCACAAGGGCUGGGUGGAGGAUGCAGUGAGCCGCAAUGAUAGUGUCUACCCUUUCCAGCAGGAGAGAACCCGCUCCUUUGAUGGUUUCAACAUGCACUCUCUGGAGAACUCCCUGAUUGACAUUAUGAGGGCUGAACAGGAUUCCUUGAAAGGACGCUUCAGCUUCCCUCACCAGGGUGGAGAUGGGCCUUUGCCUAUGAAUGCGAGAAGCUAUGGCAGAAGACGAGGUCAUUCCACUUUGUUCCCUAUGGAGGAUGAGCGCUCUUUCGGAGAUGACGAAACUACUGAUCAGGGGCUCGGUGGACUAGGCUCAGCGCACUGUUUCCCACACCUCAAUGGGGAGCGUAUAGAGCGUUACUCUCGCAAAGUGUUUGUUGGAGGGCUGCCCCCGGACAUAGACGAAGAUGAAAUCACUGCUAGUUUUCGUCGUUUUGGCCACUUGUUUGUGGACUGGCCGCACAAGGCAGAAAGCAAGUCCUAUUUCCCCCCGAAAGGAUACGCCUUCCUGCUCUUUCAAGAUGAGAGCUCUGUUCAGGCUCUGAUCGAUGCCUGCAUUCAAGAAGAUGGCAAACUGUACCUCUGUGUCUCUAGCCCCACCAUCAAAGACAAGCCUGUCCAAAUCAGGCCGUGGAACCUAAAUGAUAGCGACUUUGUCAUGGAUGGCUCUCAGCCUCUGGAUCCAAGAAAGACCAUUUUUGUAGGCGGUGUCCCUCGCCCGUUACGUGCAGUGGAGCUGGCCAUGAUCAUGGACCGUCUCUAUGGUGGAGUGUGCUAUGCUGGCAUUGACACAGACCCUGAGCUGAAAUACCCAAAGGGGGCGGGGCGAGUUGCUUUCUCCAAUCAGCAAAGCUACAUUGCAGCUAUCAGUGCCCGAUUCGUUCAACUGCAGCAUGGGGAGAUUGAUAAAAGGGUGGAAGUGAAGCCAUACGUGUUGGAUGACCAGCUGUGUGACGAGUGCCAGGGCACCCGCUGCGGAGGGAAGUUCGCUCCUUUCUUCUGCGCUAACGUGACCUGCCUGCAGUAUUACUGUGAAUACUGCUGGGCGGCCAUCCACUCCCGCGCUGGCCGCGAGUUCCACAAGCCCCUGGUGAAGGAAGGUGGCGACCGACCGCGGCAUAUCUCCUUCCGCUGGAACUAAGGCAAGGGAGAAAAUUUAGGAUUGGGGAGGGUCUGGGGGGAAAAAAGGUAGCUAGGGAAGGGGUAUGAGAUGACCUAUGAUAUGAGAAAAUAUAAAUGCACUUUUCUUUUAAGUUAAAAAAAAAAAAACUACUUAAUUUAUAUUGUUUUUUUAAAUUGGGCCCUCUAAACAUAGUAACUAAGAAGAGAGUAAUAUCCCAUUUACGUUUUGACUUAAAGUGUGCAUGAACAUAAGAAUGCAUUCUAUUUGGAUUUUGAUGUUUUCUUACUUGACGUAAUUUUGUUUGGUGUUAGCUGGCAAAGCUGCUUACGUUUGUUUCAAGAAAAUUCAAUUGAGGUUCAUCAUAAAAUCAGCAUAAUAACGAUAGAAGCUGCAUUGAAGAGAGCACGUUUUUCUUUUUUUGCGUGCAGAAUUUGAGAACAACUACCAUUUACCAAAGUUUGAGUUGGGUUUGAAAAAAAGGAGGAAUGUUGUUUUAGAUGGCAAAUCGAUUUGUUUGGAAGCUGUUCUCACCCGCGUUUUGGCGGAUGCCGCGUUUGAGCCGCUUGCAAUUGUGUGAGGUCUCUGUUUAAAAGGGGAAACUUUGUGAACGGAAAGGGCAAACCAAAGAUUGGCCUAGAACGCAUAAUGGAGAGCAGAGGUCAACGCGGAGGUCAGAGUAGUCUGUCAGGAGUUUCAGCUCACUAAGGCCCAGCCCUCGUGGCUCAGGUAUUGGCAGGAGUAUUUGCUCGCUUUACAGUAUAUUGUCAGGGAUCUUAGCACUGGAAGCUAACAUUCUAAUGUAGUUCAAACUAGGGGAAUGCACAGUCCAUUCUUCUGAGCUGUCCUCAUGGUGUACCACUGCACACUCUACCUGGAUUGGAGCUUCUCUCACUAGUGUUGUGGUUGGAUAUGGUUGUAGCUAGAAUUUGCUGUCACAGAGAUAAAGAUAUUAUUUUAUACAUGGCCUGCUGAUUUUUGUACAGUGUUUUAUAGCUGAUUAUUUUGUCAUGGACAUAUAUACAUUUAUUAUGCACUACUUUUCUAAAUAUUUUUUUCAAUAGUCAUUUUAGGCACAUUUUUCACAGAUGGGAGAACUCCUUUUGCAAUACCUCAUUUUUUUCACUUGGUGAAAAAUAAUUUUGUACCUUUGUUACUAAGAGAUCUGCAAUUAUGGUAAACUUAAUUUAAGAAAAAAAAUGAUAUUAAUAUAAUUUUCAAUUAGCUUUUAUAUAUUUAAGUGCUGGCAAAUUUGAACAUUGUCUGGUGUAACGGUGUGAUUCUGGAGCUUCAAAAUAGGCUGUUAUUAGCCAAUCGUACAUAGAUUCUCCUCUGCCCUGAUUAACAUUAUUAGGCAUGGCAAGACCUUUCUAAAAGAUUUUGAUAGUCUUGAAAAUAUAUAUAUUCUGGUAUUUCACUCCUAGGUGUAGUUGAUAUGAUUAUGAGUAAAAUAAAUGUUUUGGCUUCGGUCAACCUGUAAUCAUCCUUCUAUCACCAGAGUGGAUUUGAAUAUUUAGAUUCUCGUUCUGGGACUGCCUGUAAGUUCUUCUUGGCAUGCAUAAUUAUCUACUACAGAAAUUACAUGGCUAGUGUUGAUGCAGGACCUAAUGAUGUAAUGCACUAGAUCUCCAUCCUCCUUUCUUUGCGACUUCUCUUCGAGAUCACCGCUCUCUUGACUUGACGGAGUCUGCCUUUCUCACCCAGACAUCAUGUUUAUGCAAUUUACACUAUGACAACACUUUUGUAAUGUAGAGGACACUCGGUAGGACAUAGGUAAGAAGACUUGAUCACUUGACCCCUUUUGUGAUGUGGCAUGCUUUGGGACAUAACCUGAAUGUGAUGUAAUGUUGCAAGUUAACUGUGAGCCAUUAUGUGCAAUACUUAUUCUUCUUUCCUGAAACAAGUCUUCGCAGUCAGACGUUGAAUCCAUAAGUCAUGCAGUCACAUUAUUUUCCCCUUUUUUUUGUUCCCUCAUACUGAUGAGAGAUAUAUAUUAAAAAAAAAAGCUAAUUUAUACAUGAGUUUAUUUUUGAAUGUUUUAGUUUUGUGCUUACGUACUUAUUUUGCUACUACCAUGCAACUGUGAUUAAAAACAUUGUAUAUACAAGGUUGAUAAGGUAUUACAUUUGCUAUAUUUUCAAUUGAAAUGUAUAACUAUAAUUUGAAUCAGAUUUUUGUUAUAUUUUUGGGGUGAUGUGUUAAACUUGAUGUGUCUAGUUUUUCUAAUUGCUGUUUUGUGCUCUGCAUUUUCAGAAGAAAAAGAAUAUUGAAUAUGUCUCUUAGUAUUACUUGAUUGCAAAUGUUUAAUAGUUUUAAUUGUAUGCUGGGAAGGUUAUAUUUAUUAACUUUUUUUUUUUUUACCUAAUAUAAUUUGGAUUUUUAUUAAGUAAUUUCACAUUUAUAAUUUGGAUUUUUAUUAAGUAAUUUCACAUUUAUACGCAAGUUCUAUUUUUUUUUUUUUUUUAUAUAUAUAUAUAUUUUCUUCCUGAUUAUUUAACGCUACAAUACAGAAAUCCUUUUUCAUAGCUGGUUUGUAGAAGUGAGAUAAAAAACAAAGAUCUAUUGUCAUAUUCAUUUGCUGCCAACCUUGUUUGUAACUGUCUGCAUACAUUUGAAGUAUUUGUAAUGUGAGAUGUUGAACGAAUAAAACAGCGUUGAGGAAGAA